Molecule: messenger RNA, 3123 nt
Organism: Tetrahymena thermophila SB210
Lineage: Eukaryota; Ciliophora; Oligohymenophorea; Hymenostomatida; Tetrahymenidae
Product: transmembrane protein, putative
Exons: 5
Source: RefSeq, a predicted model, not a curated record
AUGGUUCUACAUUAUAAAAUAAUAAUUAUAGCUACUUUGCCUUUCACUAGCACUAUUAUAGGAGCCAUAAUUUGUUAAAUAAUAAAUUAUAAAUUUUAUAAUGAGUAGGUUGAUACUAUUAUUAGUUACAUGAAUUAGAAAGAGCAGGAAUUUUGUGAUAUUUAGAUGAAUGCUAAUAAUCUGCAAAUUAGCAUCUAAAUCUAAUAGGUAAUAUAAAGUAUUUAGCUUUUACGCAAUUUUAGUUAAAAGAUAAAUAUGUAAUAUGCUAGACAAAUAGACAAAAAAAAUUUAGAAUUAUUUUGCUAUAUUUAAAAUAAUACUUCUUUUUAGGAAUGCUUUCAUUAAAGCUAUUCUUUGCAUAAUUGCUGGUAAUUAUUCUGCUUUAUUUUUAAUAAAAAAAUAAUCUCUCUUUUUAAUUUAAAUAACUCAAUAUUUAAAUUUUUUUUUACAAAUAGGUUUGAUUCUUCUUUUAACAAUUUAUAUUAGCUAAGUUAAAAAUAGCAAUAAUGGCUAAUAAACAUGUUUUCUCUUAGUUUUUUAGUUAAAUCAAUUUUCAUAUAAAAUUAAUUUAACUCACAAAACUUAAACUACUCAAACAUAUUUUUUAACUUUGGAGGACAAAGCAUAUACUCCAUUUGCAAUAGUUAAACAUACUCAAGUAUUUUUACUGAAAACAAUAUUCAAUAAAAAACGAUUUAAGAUAGUAUUUGGUUUCGCAAUAUGUUAAAUGAAACUAAAUUAAAUGUUAUUUUAAACAAUUAAUAUUUUGAUGAGCAAUUUAGCUAAUCCUAAGAUAUUUACUUCUGCUUAAAUAUAUUUAAUUUUCCACAAAUAAUUGAUUUGAAUGAAAGUUAAAAUUUAUUAUGCCUUUACAUUAAUAAAGAAAAUAGAAGUUCCUAUUUCAACAGAUUUAAUUAACCUAACCGUUAGUUGUACAUUUUUACAAAUAAAUAAAAAGAAGUAAUUUACUCGCCUUCUUAAAACUAAAGUGAUUUUGAUGAUAAUACUAAAUUUUAAGAUAAUAUAGAUAGUGUAUUGGACUAAGUUAGUAAUUAUCAAAGCAUUAAAUAAAAUUAAUCUUUUAUAUAAGAAAUAAAUUCAAAAUUUGUAAUUAUAAAGCCGAUUUUGGUUGAAUUAAACAGUGGAUAAGAUCUUAAUAUCCAAACGAGUAAUAUUUUAUAUUAAGUUGUUAUGCUUAAUUAAUCAUAAUCGUAGGAAAAUUAUUUAAUUGCAAUAUAGAAAAUAAGGCAAUUUAUUUUGAUUUUUGAUUUAAUUCUAUCAAUUACAAGCUUAAUCUCCUUAUUAUUUCUCAUUUAUAAAAUGAGGUUGAUAAGAUCUGAUAUAAUACAAUAGAUUGAUAUGUUAAUUUAAAUAUUGUAAUAAGCAAAUAAAGAAAACUAUGAAAUACUGGAUUUUAUUUAAAAAAUUUAAAAAGAAACAAUUCUUUUUAAAGAAGCUGAAGAUCUAAAUUAAAGUAUCAUUCAAAUUAUUGCUACAAUAUUAAAUACUUCGGAUAAUUUUUUUAAAGACGAAGAAGCUUAAGUUUUUUUAAGAUUAGCCUCGUAAAUAGAAUAUUUUUAGAAAUUUAAAAAUAAUUUUGCAGUUGGUACUAUUUAUAACAAUGUUGGAAGUAUUUUUUUAAAAAGAGGAUAUUAUUUCGAAGCUCUAUAAAUGUUUUCCAAAUCAAUUUUAUAUAUUAAAUAUUAAAUUUAAGACUUCUGCUCAGAGAAUUGCUAGACACUUGACUGUAGUUUACUUGAAUAGUAUUGUAUUAAUUAAGAUAUAUUUUUAGAUAAUAAGCCAGAAAUAACUGAAAGUGAUAAUCUAGAUUCUAAAAGCAGAAAUACAAAUGAUGAAAUAGUCAAAUUACUUUUUGCUUUAUUUUAUAGAAAGAGAAACUUUUUGUUUGCAUUACAAUCAUUUUAAGAAAAUUGUGAUUAAAAUAAUUUGCAAUUAAAAAAUUAGUAAGAAAAUUAAUAAUAUAUUUUUUGGACUCUACCAUAUGGAUAGCUUCAAGAGAUAAAACUAUAGUCCAAUCUAUCAAAAUGCUAUUUUAAGUUAGGAAAAGAAUAAAAAUCUUAAUAUUAUCUAACCCUAUCAGAUAGUUUACUAAAGUAGCUGAAGAAACUUUAAAAUUAAUAAAAAACUGAUUCUAAUUGCAUAGCAACUGAGUUGAUUGACAAUUAUAACGAUCAACAAAUAAACACAGAAUAAAGUAAAUAAAAUGAAGAGAAUUAAAUAUCAAUAAAAAAUUUAAAUAUUACAUCCAGAAAAAAAUCCUUAAAUUAAAACUUAUAAAUUGCUUUUAAUAGCGAUAUUAUGUUUAAAAAAUUAAGCUCUGUAUUUGAUAAUAAUUUUUUGAAGGCUCAUAAAAGAAAAAUAUCAAAUUUUAAAUAUCAAAAAAGUAGAAAUAGUUCUACUUUUAAAAAAAUGAAUAGUUUUUCUCCAAAUAUGAGAAAGUCACCUCAUUAAAAAUUUGAAUAGGUUAAUAUGACAGAUUUUGAUUCAGAUAAUUGCUUUAAUAAAACAAAAAAAAGUAAAUUGUCAAAAAAAUAAGACAAUUUAGAUUAUUUGACUGAAAAUUAAUAACAGAUUGCUCUUCAAAAUAUACCGAAUUAAUAAUAAAUAUUAUCACUUGAGAAACAAAUUGACUCAUUCAAUAGAUUGAAGCGAUAAAGUUAGUAUUUUGUUUUUUAGCGUGAACAUUUAGAUAAUAAUAUAGAAAGCCAUUUUGAAAAGAAAAGAAAUAUUGAUUAAAGCUUGGAGGAAAAGUAUUGUUUUUGCUUGCAAUUAGGAGGAGUCGUCUAUUUUUAAGUCAAUCUAAUUAGCAAAAGUUUCAAUACUAUUUUUGGCAUCCUUUAUGACGAUUAUUCAUCAAAUUAAUCUAGUAAUUUAGAUGAGGAAGAAAUACAAGAGUAUUCGUUUUAAUAUGAAACUAAUCAUUAAUUAUAUAGCUAAAAAUUUAAAUGUUACUCAGAUAAAUUUGAAAAUAAAUUACAAAAUUAAUAUUAAUAAUAAAUUUUAUAAACUUCAAAUGGCAAUUUAACUGAAACUGAUCCUUCCAAGAAAGAAGAUUUUUAGUUAUCAGCAGUAAAGAAAUAAUUUUCUAGAGUUAUUACCUGA